AUGAACAGACUAGAAACACCAAUGGAGAGGUCAUCCUCGCCAGCCAGGCUUGGGUACACAUCGGAUAAACAUCCACGACACACUCUGGACACAGUGAAUGUGCUGCGGAAACAUAGAGAGCUGUGUGAUGUUGUGCUUAUUGUUGGCUCAAAGAAGAUCUUUGCACACAGAGUGGUUUUGUCUGCGUGUAGUCCAUAUUUCCAUGCCAUGUUUACUGGGGAGCUGGCCGAAAGCAGACAGACUGAGGUCACCAUUAAGGACAUUGAUGAAACAGCCAUGGAAUUGUUGAUUGACUUCUGCUACACAUCCAGUAUCACUGUGGAGGAGAGCAAUGUCCAGACUUUGCUCCCUGCUGCCUGCUUGCUACAGCUGGUUGAAAUUCAAGACGUUUGCUGUGAAUUCCUGAAAAGACAACUUGAUCCUUCCAACUGUUUGGGCAUCAGGGCUUUCGCAGACACCCACGCCUGUAGGGACCUGCUUCGUAUAGCAGAUAAAUUUACCCAGCACAACUUUCAAGAGGUGAUGGAGAGUGAAGAGUUCAUGCUGCUACCAGUGAACCAGCUAGUAGACAUUAUAUGCAGUGAUGAGUUGAAUGUACGCACGGAGGAACAAGUCUAUAAUGCUACCAUGAACUGGGUUAAAUACAACGUGCAGGAGAGAAGGCAGCAUCUGGCUACUGCUCUUCAGCAUGUACGAUUGCCAUUGAUGACCCCGAAAUUCCUGGUUGGAACCGUUGGUGCCGAUUUACUUAUCAAAAGUGAUGAAGCGUGCCGAGAUCUGGUCGAUGAAGCUAAGAAUUAUCUUCUCCUGCCUCAGGAGCGCCCCCUUAUGCAAGGGCCAAGGACGAGGCCAAGGAAACCAAUCAAAUGUGGGGAGGUUCUGUUUGCCGUUGGAGGUUGGUGUAGUGGUGAUGCCAUUUCCAGUGUAGAGAAGUAUGACCCAGGAAGUAAUGAAUGGCGACUGGUAGCCCCGAUGAGCAAGAGACGAUGUGGUGUUGGAGUUGCAGUUCUGAAUGACCUUCUGUAUGCUGUUGGUGGGCAUGAUGGACAGUCGUACCUAAACAGCAUAGAAAGAUAUGAUCCACAUACCAAUCAGUGGAGCUCAGAUGUAGCUCCGACCAGCUCCUGUCGCACGAGUGUAGGAGUGGCUGUACUAGGGGACUUUUUAUAUGCAGUUGGUGGACAAGAUGGUGUCUCAUGUUUAAAUUAUGUAGAACGGUACGAUCCUCAGACAAACAAAUGGCAGAAGGUCGCAUCAAUGAGCACACGACGACUGGGUGUGGGCGUGGCAGUUCUACAGGGCUUCCUGUAUGCUGUUGGUGGCAGUGAUGGAACCUGUCCCCUGAACACAGUGGAACGAUUUGACCCCCGCAGCAACAGGUGGACUCCUGUUGCUCCCAUGGGAACCAGGCGGAAACAUCUGGGUGUGGCCGUGUUCCAGAACAUGAUCUACGCUGUUGGUGGUCGAGAUGAUACCACUGAGCUAAGCAGCGCUGAGAGAUACAACCCGCAGAAAAACACAUGGGAACCUGUGGUGGCCAUGACGUCGAGACGAAGUGGGGUGGGCCUUGCUGUUGUAAACGGACAAUUGAUGGCUAUCGGAGGCUUUGACGGAACCACAUAUCUGAAGACAGUGGAAAUCUAUGACCCCGACCAGAACUGCUGGAAGAUUGUCGGAAGCAUGAACUACCGGAGACUGGGUGGUGGUGUCGGAGUGGUCAAGCUGCCGCAGAGUGACACACAUCUGUGGUGA
Molecule: messenger RNA, 1752 nt
Organism: Candidula unifasciata
Lineage: Eukaryota; Metazoa; Mollusca; Gastropoda; Stylommatophora; Geomitridae
Source: the annotation of a GenBank genome assembly